Messenger RNA from Daldinia loculata, 1836 nucleotides. Its product is annotated as DEAD-domain-containing protein. Gene Ontology annotation, molecular function: RNA helicase activity; ATP binding; RNA binding. NCBI's taxonomy places the organism in Eukaryota, Fungi, Ascomycota, Sordariomycetes, Xylariales, Hypoxylaceae. The coding region runs from base 1 to 1836 and encodes 611 amino acids. Gene Ontology annotation, cellular component: nucleus. The record is from RefSeq and is a predicted model, not a curated record. The transcript is spliced from 5 exons.
AUGUCUGACGGCUGGGGUUCCCCUGAGAAGCCGGUGGCCCCCAAGCAGGUUGCCGGGCCUUCAACUACCGUUGCGCAACGUCCUGAGAAGCCAGUCGGUGACUGGGGUCAGCCCGUUGCAUUCGACUACACCGAAACUGAUGUUGACCGCAAGUGGGGCAGCAACGGCGCCAUCUAUGAAUGGGAUGGCGAAGAAGGCGAAGUCGGUCCUGUGAAUCCAGAGCUGGAACUCCAGCUCUUUGGUCGCCCAGAGGAGCGACACUGCGCCGGCGUCGAUUUCUCCAAGAUCGCGGAGAUCAGUGUCUCCCAAGAGGGUGAGAAGCGUAUCAUCCCUAUCUCUCACUUCAAAGACGCGGGUCUUCACCCUAUCAUGAUGAAGAAUGUUGAGAUGGCCGGCUACAAAACACCGACCCCCAUCCAAAAGUACUGCAUCCCGGCAAUCAAGAUGGGACAUGAUUUGAUCGCCAUUGCCCAAACAGGUUCGGGCAAAACCGCUGCAUAUCUGGUUCCUAUUUUGAACCAGCUGAUGGGCAAAGCCAAAAAAUUGGCUGCUCCCCGUCCUCAGCAAUAUGACAAUGGACCACCCCAAUACGUGCGAGCCGAGCCUUUGGUACUCGUGGUUUGUCCUGCUCGAGAACUAGCAAUUCAAAUCUUCGACGAAGCGCGUAGAUUCUGUUACCGCACAAUGCUUCGUCCUUGUGUUGUCUAUGGAGGAGGACCUAUUCAGGAGCAACUCCAACAGAUUGGGCGAGGCUGCGAUGUCCUUGUCGCUACUCCUGGUCGACUUGUCGAUAUCAUGGAGCGCUCGCACCUGUUCACGCUUCGUCGACUUCGAUACAUGGUGAUCGACGAGGCUGAUGAGAUGCUCGACAUGGAUUGGCAGGAGGAAUUUGAGAAGAUCCUCUCCGGUGGAGAACAAGAGCAAGGAAAUGUGAAGUACAUGCUAUUCUCGGCCACUUUCCCUGGCGCUGUUCGCAAACUCGCCAAAGACCAUCUUGCGAUGAACCAUAUUCGUAUUCGCGUAGGUCGCAUCGGAAGCUCCCAUGCAAACAUUUCGCAAGACAUCAUCUUCGUGAAGCAGGAGCUGAAGCGAGAGGCUCUUCUUGAUCUUCUGUACUCGCUGACUCCUGCCCGAACCAUCAUCUUCGUCAACAGCAAACGCACGGCAGACGAGAUUGAUGAUUUUCUCUUCCACAAGGGUAUGCCUUGCACAUCGAUGCACUCGGACCGCACUCAGCGAGAGCGUGAGGAUGCAAUGCGAGCGUUCCGCUCUGGGAAGUCAGCCCUUCUGAUCGCUACCGGAGUUACGGCUCGUGGAAUUGACGUACGUAACGUCCGCUAUGUUAUCAACUUUGAUCUUCCAAGUGCGGACCAUGGCGGUAUUCAGGAGUAUGUUCACCGCAUUGGUCGAACCGGCCGCAUUGGAUACACCGGUUCUGCCACCUCAUUCUUCACUGAGCGUGAUGAGUCUCUCGCUGAAGAUUUGACCAAGAUCCUCAUGGAGACUCAACAGCCGGUGCCCGACUUCCUCCAGCAGUACAUCCCCGAGGGUGUAGAUCCAAAGAACUUUAAAAUGGAGGACGACAAGAGCGACUUUGAAGAAGAGGAGGGAGACGCGUGGCAGACAGAUGGGCCCAAUGACGGCCAGAAUGCUGGUACUGAUUCCUGGGCUGCUGGCGGUGCAGAUGACAGCUGGGGUGCGCCCGCGGCCGGAGGAGCUGCUGCAGAUGGUUGGGGAUCUGGACCUAAAGUCGAUGCCGCUGGUACUUGGGGUUCUGGUGGCAACUUAGGAGGUGACUCCUGGGUGAAUUCAAGCAAUGCGGAAGCUGACUGGUAA